Messenger RNA from Gongylonema pulchrum, 159 nucleotides. Lineage: Eukaryota; Metazoa; Nematoda; Chromadorea; Rhabditida; Gongylonematidae. The record is from the annotation of a GenBank genome assembly.
AUGGAUUCUGUUGCUAUUGGUGAUGUUUGGCUUUUUCAGCCGGUUGGCGUUUUUUUCGAAAGAGGAUGUGGUAUUGACCUGGCGAUCAAUAUCCUGCUAACGCUACUCGGAUAUAUUCCUGGCUUGAUACAUGCUUGUUUUAUUAUCGUCAAAUACUGA